GUUGAUUUAUAGACUUAGCUACUUCGCACUGGCACUGGUCCGUGCACAAGAUUCCACCAAGAAUCAACUUAUCAGAUAAGUCUUAUCUGGGGUCGCAAACACUUAUCCAUCCUUCCCAUAAGCCUGGUUACGUAUUCCGUACACCUAUGCAAUUUAUGUGGUCAUACAUCAUCAUCCUUCGCAGCAAUGUAUACUAUCGCGAGGCUGUAGAACAGCCCGCUCCGUAGCCUCGGGAUUAGAUAUCGCUUCAUCAAUUGGCCGCGCACAUAGUUAGAGAUGUCUCAUCCUUCCCAUCCAGACUCGGCUGCUACAACAGAGGUACCAAGGCGCGAACGAGAUGCACCUCCACCUGGGUUAACACGCGCCGCCACUCUACCUAUCGAGUUCCAUUCGCAACGGACUGAUCGAUCCCGUCUAGCUCCCGAGGACGCUUUCAAUGCAGUACGACCCUCGCGACGACAAUCGGGCUUCGAGUCCAAUGGUGUUAACGAAAGCCGCCCCGAGUCGCGGUCACGAAAGAUGAGUUCCAAGAGUUCCAAGCUCGGAAGCAGGAGCAGGAGUAGGCGACGGAGACGCACUUGGAAGAAAUUAUUAUGGGUCAAACAAUCUUACCCAGAUAACUACACGGACCAGGCCACGUUUCUAGAAAACCUGCAGCGGAACCCGCGUCUCCAGCCCUAUGAAUUCUGGCCCCUCGUCGCCGACUCGACCGUCAUCCUGCAGCAAGUAUGCUCCGUCAUCAUAUUCGUCGUCUGCUUCGUCGGAAUAUUUCAAGAGCGCGUGUCCCCCGUCGCCGUCGUAGGUUGGGGCAGCUUUGCGACGUUCGUGGGGUGGUUGUUAUGGGACUUCUGGGUAGGCCAGGAAGACGAGGACGAAGUACUGCAGCGGCGCCGCAGUAAUCGCAGCCGCUCGAUACGGGAGCCUAGUAGGAGAGGUCGUUCCCUUGCCGCAGGGGGGAUUAGCCAGUCCGCCGCGAGCUCGGUGACGAAUUUAGCGGUCAUAGAGCGAUACCCCCAGGGGAAUCCAAUCGCUAUGCGGCAAUCUCAUUCCACUUCUGCCAUUUCCCUCCAGUCCAGCAUGUCGCAAGCAAGUAAUGUAGGCCGGAGAUCCUCCGAGUCCAUCGAUAUGCCGAGCCAUCGUCCCUCAUCUCCUCUUCGAAGCGGGAGAGCCAACCUUCGCCUUAGUACCGUUAAAUCUGCUAUUCUUAUUUACUUCACCCUUUUAGGUCUAUCGCCUAUCUUGAAGUCCCUUACUCGGUCUACGUCAUCUGACAGCAUCUGGGCCAUGUCUUUCUGGCUCUUGGCGAUCAACAUAUUCUUCUAUGAUUACUCUUCAGGCCCCGUGAAAUUCCCAGCCUCCCUAUCAACUAACGCAGCACUGAUGGCGUCUACGGUGCUAGCAUCUCGCCUACCUUCUACCGGGCAGGUUUUCAGCCUCACAUUAUUCAGUAUUGAGGUGUUUGGAUUGUUUCCCGUCUUUAGACGCUACGCUAGACAUCGGAGCUGGAAGUAUCACGUUACGCUCUCCAUACUACUUGUGAUCGGAGCGGGAGGUGGAGUCGGCCUAAUAGUAGGUGAAGAAAAGGAUGUCGUAUGGCCGUGGAGAAGUGGGCUCCUUGGUGUUCUGGUAGCAGCUAUCAUCGCCGUCGUUGCCAUGGGCGGGUGCAGUUGGUGGCUCAUCGGGCUUCAGAAGUAUAAAAAUGCCAUUAAUGGUCCUUGGGAUCAAGCAAGGCCGAUCAUUAUUAGUCGGCGGCUUUGGGAUGACGAAUAGGAUAAAAAUGAAUGAUUUUAUGAUCGAAUCACUAUGUAAACGCUUACUUUCGGAUGGCUUUAAGCUAUGUGAAUACCUACGUACUAGGUGGACUGACAAACGCUGCGGAAAGAUACCUACUACCUAUGCUCCUAACCGGCUGACGUUAAGUAUACCUACCUGUCUUCUAAACUCUGCUCUCUUGGCGUGGGGGGCAUCGGGAUCGUGCCCACCUUUAUCAGAUCCCAUCUCACAUUCCACUACUAUGUAGGUAUUCUACGUAUGACGUGGGGUACUUGCUUGUGGUGCUACACACCAAUAUAUUCACGCAGUAGCUAUGUGUAAACGAAUUUCACUUGUUUAACUUGAAUAAUAUUUUAUUAUUAGUGUUAUGUUAGUUUUCGAAAGCCAUUGACGGAAGAAGAUCAGUCUUUACAGCUGACCCCGGAAUGGAUCCUGGCUCGUGAGGCAAUAUAAUUGGUGAAGGUGGGUUGGGGGAGCAAACGAAUCAUCCCGUCAUGUUGUGUAUUAUGGCUCGCUUUUGGUAGGCCGACAAAUCUGGGUGGGCUGCUGUGGGAAGGUAUAAGCCGAUGGA
This is a messenger RNA of Daldinia vernicosa, 2344 nucleotides long. Its product is annotated as GPI2-domain-containing protein. The transcript is spliced from 2 exons. The record is from RefSeq and is a predicted model, not a curated record. Bases 277 to 1770 code for a protein of 497 amino acids. Gene Ontology annotation, cellular component: membrane; glycosylphosphatidylinositol-N-acetylglucosaminyltransferase (GPI-GnT) complex. Gene Ontology annotation, biological process: GPI anchor biosynthetic process. NCBI's taxonomy places the organism in Eukaryota, Fungi, Ascomycota, Sordariomycetes, Xylariales, Hypoxylaceae.